CAUAUGCGCAGUGGAGUUCCAUGUACAUAGUGCGCCAUUUUGUGACAGUAGGCCGCUUGUUUCGUGCAAGAGAUUAGUUAACCUGUGCUUGCAAACAAAAUAACGUUUUCUCAGUGUAAUCAUGGCUGAAAACUAUUCGACGGGAGAAGCAGGGGGCGUUGAGAUUCCUGAGGGAGAAAUUCGUAAAUUGUCGGAGCUGAGAGUCAUCGACUUGAAAGCAGAAUUAAAAAGACGAAAUCUGGACGCCACUGGCAUCAAGAGUACGCUGACAGAGAGGCUGAAAAAGGCGAUUGAAGAAGAGGGUGGAAACCCAGAUGAGAUGGUGGUUGUUCUCGAUGCAACUCCUAAGGCGGCACUGGCUAAACGAACCUCCAAAGGGAAAAGACAGGAGAAUGAUGAAUCAGAGGACUGCACCAUUGAGGAAGAUUCGGGUGAUGGCCAGGAUGACAACAUGCAGGACAUGGACAUCCUGGAUAUGAAUGUGCUUGAUGAGGCUGAGAAUGACAACAGUAUGCCGGCAGAGGAGGAGUAUGACACAGAUGAAGUCCUGAACUCUCCGUCGGAUGAAGUCAACCCCGAGAUCCUGGCUGACGAAGAGGCCACAAACGAAGAUGAACACAAUGGAAUCUCUGGCUCUCUUGAGCUGAUGAGUGAAGCCAAACCUGAAGAGGUUCAAGAGAAGGAUCUGAAGCCCAAAGACUCAAAGGAAGAAAUAGAAACUGAUAAAGUAGCCGGGUCUUGUUUAUCUGAGCCGCUAAAUGAAGAGCGCCAGGAGCCACCGACAGAAGAUCAAGCCACCAUCGGGGACAAGGUCAAUGUUGCCGAGGAAGACAAUUUGGAGCCUGAACUGUCGACUAGCGACAUGGACGUUGCUAAGCUAACUGCGAGUGAAAUGAAAGACACUGGCGACACACAAAAUGUCCCCGACGAGGCAGAUGACGCUGAAAGCGAGAGCGCUCAGGCUGUUAGCGUAAGCGAGCAGGGCGCGGGUGAAACCGAAAGCGCUGUUGAUUCGGAAAUGGUCUCUAAGGCUGAGGGUGAGGAGAAGACUGAAGAGAAUGCUGCAGAAUCAACGACAGUGAAAGAGUCCUCUUCUGUUGAGGGUGAUGAUCAGAAAAAGAGUUCUGAUGAGGAUAAAGGUAGCAAGCCUGACUCAAAAGAUGAAAAGGGCCCUGCAGGUAGUGCUCCAGCUAGUAGUGGCAGAAACCUGUGGGUUAGCGGCCUCUCCUCCAACACCAGAGCAACUGAUCUAAAGACUCUGUUCAGCAAGCACGGAAAGGUUGUUGGCGCUAAAGUGGUGACUAACGCCCGGAGCCCUGGGGCUCGCUGCUAUGGUUUUGUCACCAUGUGUUCCACAGAGGAGGCCACCAAGUGUAUCAGCCACCUGAACAGGACCGAGCUCCAUGGUAGAAUGAUCUCUGUGGAGAGGGCUAAGAACGAGCCUGCUGGGAAGAAGCCUGCUGACAAGAGCGAUGCUAAGUCUGACACCGACAGGAGACACUCCUCAGACUCCAAGUCCGAUGCCAACAAAGAUGAAAUGGCUGAAGGUGAAGUCGGAAAAGAUGGCAAACGUAAUGAGAGGACAGUGGUGAUGGACAAGUCCAAGGGAGAGCCUGUCAUCAGCGUGAAAGCCAAAAGCAAAGACCGGAGCACCAAGAGUCGCGACCGCAAGUCCCCAAGCAAAGAGAAGGACAUCCUGUCGUUUGACCAGAUCAAGGAGCAGCGUGAGCGGGAGAGACGGAGGCAGCGGGAGAGGGAGGUUAGGGAGGUGGACAGACGCAGGCACUCUGGGGAGCGCGGCAGUGGCCCAGACCGUAGCAGCGUGGACAACCGCACAGAGCGUGAGCGUAUCCGCCUGUUCCGGGAGAAGGAGGAGCGCGAGCGCCUCCUGCGGAAAAGAAACUGGCUGGAGGUGGAGAAGGAGCGGCUGAACUUUGACCGCAUGGAGCGCGAGUUCCUGGAGCGUGAGCGUCAGCGUGUGGAGUACGAGCGCCGGCGUGAGCAGGAGAGGAUCCAGCGGGAGAGGGAUGAGCUCCGCAGGCAGCAGGAGCAGCUGCGCUUCGAGCAGGACCGCCGCCCCCUCAAGAGGCCCUAUGCCGACUUGGACAACAGGAAAGACGACUGGCAGGAGAAGAGGCUGGCUAUGGAUGACCGCUAUGGAGGGCGCUCAGACUUCGGUCGCCAGGAGCGCUACCAAGACAUUGACCACAGGGACCGCGGUCGCUACCAGGACGAUGCCGUCAUUGACAGGAGGGACACUUCACGGGCUGUAGUUGCAGACAGGGAUAGCACGCACUUCUCGGACCGUACCGAGAGGCACGGGAGGGACACCUGGACCGCAGCAGGAAGUUAUGACAAGCGUACUAUUAAUCCAAGGGAGGGCCGUGACUGGGACAGAACCUGGCAAACCGGUCGAGACGGGGGCAUCCCAGGCCAAAGUCACAUGGGGGCACGGGGAGGAAUGGCAAGUCGUGGAGGAGGCUACAUGACAACAGGGACCUCCCAGUCUCUCUCUGGAGCUCUGAAUCGUCAGAAUCAGAUGAUGCAGGGUGGCGGGGCCUUCGGUCGCCGCUACUGAGGUCUGAACACCCUUGUUCUCAGUCACAUGUUUAGAUGUAUUGUGAAACUGUCUGCAGCAUGUAUAUUGCUCACAAAAGCUUUGUGAAUUCAAUGUUGCUUUUAUAGACCCUUUGACUUUUCUUCCUCCUUUUAAAAUUUAAGAUUGCAAUUGAAUUUAACUGAACAUCUGAGUUUUAAAUGUCUGAUCAGAUCAUUCAUAGUUUUUUCACUCAAUUACCUUUUUUUUUUUCAAAUAGAAAAUUGAUAAAUUCCGUUCAAUUUGAGUGUUUUCUAUGUGGUUGAAUCUUGGUAAGAAAUGCUCAGGAAUGCGUCUGCUUAAACUUGGUUGCGGAAAAGUACGAACACAAUGGUUAUGAUUGCAUUUCAGGCUUAAUUUCAAUUACUGUCAAAUGUGGCAUUGUCUUAGUGGUAAUGUACAAAAAUCUUUUAAGAAUUUGUAUGGAUAAUAGGAAACGAUUAACCGCGUUUGAUUCAACUGCAGUUGUACAAUACCACCACUGGAUGGCACCAGAUGGCUAUUUUUCUGUGAGAUGAAAAUGCUGCCUAAUAAAGUUUUCUUUUUGCAGGCCAA
Molecule: messenger RNA, 3151 nt
Organism: Salvelinus namaycush (lake trout)
Lineage: Eukaryota; Metazoa; Chordata; Actinopteri; Salmoniformes; Salmonidae
Product: scaffold attachment factor B2-like
Exons: 18
Coding region: 122-2578 (818 amino acids)
Biological process (GO): regulation of transcription by RNA polymerase II; regulation of mRNA processing
Cellular component (GO): nucleus
Molecular function (GO): sequence-specific DNA binding; RNA binding
Source: RefSeq, a predicted model, not a curated record